Molecule: messenger RNA, 2089 nt
Organism: Aspergillus fijiensis CBS 313.89
Lineage: Eukaryota; Fungi; Ascomycota; Eurotiomycetes; Eurotiales; Aspergillaceae
Exons: 3
Coding region: 392-1852 (486 amino acids)
Source: RefSeq, a predicted model, not a curated record
CCUCCCCCAGAUUACAGUGCUGGCGCGUCCAAGAUCCAUUUUUUUUCUCUGAAUUCUGUUGAAUUCUCCUGCAAAUCUUUUACCAUCAUAAAGUUCUUCGAUACUCGAGCACAAUAUUAAGCAAGCAACCCGUACUAUAACCGUCUAUCCUUAUCUUGAUUAUCAUCCACGCGCGCAAGUGGAGUAGACAGACCGUUCCAUACUUUCCCUGUCCCACCCGCGCAUAUUCCCUCCCUUCGCAUCCGCCUGCGUCCCUGGCAAACGGCUCCCUUUUCCGCAUCCUGCCUAUUUAUUUAUCUCGCAUUUCCUGAUAUUAAUCUUCUUUGACAGAGAAAAUCAUAACUUCAGUUGAUAACAUAUUGAAAGUCAGAAUAUGCGAUAAGUCCAAAUCAUGCAGCAAUUCAAGACCUGGAGGCGUGCGUCCAUGCGACAACAACAACAACCACCACCAAGCCAUGACCCAGUACUGACGGCCGAGGACGAAGCCUUUCUACGCGGGAUCAUGACAGACCCUGCGAGCUCCAGCCAGGAAUCCGCCGCACAAGCUACCGAACUGAAUCGCCAGAUAUCGCCCGUCUCGCCGGUGGGGACAGAGGUCCAAGAGCCGCCCUCGGCGCAGUCGCCGGUGUCACCGGUGGAGGAAUACGGGAGAGAACUGGGGGAAGAAGAACGCAAGGCACGAGAGGCUACUGCUGCUGCUGCUGCUUCUACAGACCGGAAUGGGAGCACGGCUGGUGUGAAUGCGCCGGAGGCAGCAGCCAAGGUGGAGAGUUCCUCGCCGCCGCAAAGGAAGGGCCCGUGGGGUUGGCUGCGGCGACGGAGCACGGUCAUGAAGAAGGAAACCGGAACUACGAAUGAGGCGCCUACCAAAGCAGAUAACAAGCCCAGCGAGGCCCAGCAGGCCGCCGAGACGGACAAGGAUGAAAUCGACCAGGAGAAGGAGGAUAUGACGGAGAUUCUGGAGAGGCUGAACCUGGCAGCAGAGAACAAUCGGGUGUUUUCGAUGAGCAAUGAAACGCGGGAGUUGUUGCGCAAGUUCACCCUGAUCUUCAAGGACCUCGUCAACGGCGUGCCCACCGCCUACCAUGACCUCGAGAUGCUGCUCACCAACGGGAACAAGCAGCUGCAGAGCACGUACUCGCAGCUGCCCGGGUUCAUCCAGAAGCUAAUCCAGAAAUUGCCCGAGAAGUGGACGGAGACUCUGGCGCCGGAGGUGCUCGCGGCGGCCACCGCCAAAGCCAGUCAGAGCGGCCUCAACGUCGAGAACGUGGGCAAAGCAGCCGCCGCAGCCAACAAGAUGGGCAUCAAGGUGCCUACCUUGAAGGAGCUGGUGGGGAAACCGGCCGCGCUGGUUGGAAUGCUACGCUCGAUCGUGGCAUUCCUCCGAGCUCGAUUCCCGGCCGUGCUGGGGCUUAAUAUGUUAUGGUCGUUGGCUUUGACUAUCCUCCUGUUUGUUCUUUGGUAUUGCCACAAGCGCGGCCGUGAGGUCCGGCUGGAGAACGAGCGUAUAGUCACCGAAGAAGAGAUUGGGAAGUUGAAUGACGAAACCUCCACUGAGCAAGACAGGAUCCGGGCCACGGAGACCUUGACCACUACAGCGCCGCAGGGAGCAUCUGCCACGGAAAUCCGACAGGGGAUUGAAGAGGCACAACAUGCACGGCAUACAGCAGCAGCAGCCGCAGCCGCAGCCGCCAACCCCGCUGCAGUCGAUCGUCAGAAGAGUCAAGAGAACGAGAACCCCGAGGAGUCGUCAACCUCGAAACCUAAACGGAGCAAGUCCCGGCUUUCGAUUUGGACCAGGUCCGAACCGAAACCGACCACCCCAAAGAUAGAACCAUAUCCUGGCACCUAAAUUGGAUGAUGAUCUGAGGAGAGAUGGCUGAUAGUCACGCAAGAGGGAGAAUUUGUUACGAAUAUUUGUUUGAUACCAUCACGUCUUGUGUACUUGUUUGGAGUUUCAGGUUCCCUUCUUAACGAUGAGUCAAUACACAAAUCCACUCAUAUGUUGGCCACCUGGCCUUUUCCCUUUUCCUAAAGUCCCAAAAAAAGACGAGAUGGAUCCGCGGUUGCGCAACGGAGCGGGCAGAAA